AUGAACUCAACAGUUGAACAACUUAAGGAAGUUCUUAACAUGCCCAAUCCUCAGAAUUUUAGGAUUAAGACCGACUUAGGUCAAAGAUGUAAAAGGUGUACAGGAAGAUGUCAAAACAACCAUUAUAGCCUGGAUAGAGAGUAUGGAGAACUAAAAGUUGUGAUAAGCAAUAUGCUAAAGCAUAAAGAGCCCAUGGAAUGCUUUAAACAUUCAACAGUAACCUAUCAUCCACCACAUAAUUGUAAUAAAGCUAAAUGUGAAAGAUGUGGAUCUUGGGGACAUAGUAAGGAGGUAUGCAAUGAUAAGUUAUACUAUUGGAAUAGGUUUUUCCUAUGCAAAUGUGAUGGAAGGAGAUGUAAAAGACGAAGAUCAGAAACCCAAUUUAAAGGAGGCAAUCAUUGUUGCACCUGCCAGAAACCUGUAAUAUUCUAUGAGGCAUACAGUAAUUAUAAAAUAGGAAAAUUAAGAUGCAAUGAAUGUCAUGAGAAUAGCGUUAAUAACAAAAGACCACCUACACCAGAUACUGACGAAGGUAACAAAAAGCCCAAAUUUAAUAUACCAGAACCUGAAGAUCCAAUGCAAGAUAUGGAGUUAAACCCACCAAGGAUCCAAAAUAAAGGAAAAGAGAAACAAAAAUAUACUGAAAUCAAAUGUACGAAUUGUAACAGAAAGGAAAGCCCCAUUAAUUGUAUCAAUAAUUUAGAUAAACUUGGAUAUGAUCCAGAAGAUGAAGAUGAUAUGAGCGAAGAACAGGAUAAAAUCAAUAAAAUGUCAGGAAAAAUUCAAAAAUACCUUAAGAAAGAAUUCAAAGAAAGGAUAUUUUCUGAAUAUCCAAAAGAAAGGAUUGAAGAAGCUUUAGAUGUUAUAGUACCACCAGAGAUAACAAAUAUGAUAUCUGAACAUAUAGAGAAUAAAGAAUUAACUCAAGUGAUACCUAUUAGAACCAUUAAUGAUACUAUUGAAUGGACCGAAGAGAUCAGACAACCAUGGGAAUUGAAUGGAGAAUUCAUAUGGCCAGAAGAAGAAUUAUUAGAAAACCCCAUUCCUAUAAUGUAUAUAAUUCAAGAAGUAAAUCCCACCGAUAACAGAAUAAUUGAACUUCAAAACCAUAUUGUUAAACUAGAAAAUGAAAUUGCAAUAAAGGACCAAAUGAAUGAAGGAUUAAGGAAUCAAUUAGAGGAAACCCAAUAUCAACUUAACGAAACAGCGAGAAUGUGCAAUGAAAAUGCAAAUAUGGUGAUGAACGCUCAAGAGUGGAUGAAAUAUUUCAAAAAUAAAUAUGACAGAAGGAAUAAAUGGGUAAAUGAAUUAAAAAAGAAAGGUAAUAUUUUGUUAACAAAAUAUGUCAACAAAAAUAAUGAUUUGAAAGAGAGGAUAGAGGAAUUAGAGCAAGAAAUAAAUUUUGGAAACGUGUUAUUUAAUCAGAUAAUAGAUCUUAAUAUGACAAUUAGUUCAGACAUAGAUAUAGAUCCUUCUAUGGAAAACAUGGAACUCUUAAGAUAUUAA
Molecule: messenger RNA, 1506 nt
Organism: Rhizophagus irregularis DAOM 181602=DAOM 197198
Lineage: Eukaryota; Fungi; Glomeromycota; Glomeromycetes; Glomerales; Glomeraceae
Source: RefSeq, a predicted model, not a curated record